Oryzias melastigma (Indian medaka) is the source of this 3023-nucleotide messenger RNA. Its product is annotated as leucine-rich repeat-containing protein 24. The coding region runs from base 299 to 2206 and encodes 635 amino acids. NCBI's taxonomy places the organism in Eukaryota, Metazoa, Chordata, Actinopteri, Beloniformes, Adrianichthyidae. The transcript has 8 exons. Gene Ontology annotation, molecular function: protein binding. The record is from RefSeq and is a predicted model, not a curated record.
ACAGCUCAUUCAGGCUUGUUUCGAUCCCGGUUUCACCUCUGGUUCCGCUCAUUCACCCUGAAGAACCAAAAAACGCACGAUCGCAUCAGUCGCCCUGACGUGAGCGCGCCGCAACGACGUGCGCGCGCAUCCCUCUGCGUCUGCGCGCAUCCCGACGUAACAACAGUCGCGUGUGUUUCGCAGCAUCGGCGGCGGCCUCAAAGGAUCGCGUUUGACCCGGUUCGUUCUACGUGGGCCGAACCUUAUCCCGUCCCCGCCCGGAACCCCGGCGAACCGAAUCUCCGCGCUGGUGUGAGUGAUGAUGGGGGGGCGGCGCGUCGCAGCGGUGAGGAGUCUUCCUCGUCCUUCAGCAGGUUCCUCUGUGAGCUUCAUGAUGAUGGUGGAGGUCUUCCUCCUUCUGGUCCUCCUGGCUCCAUCCUCUCCUGCUGGAGCGUCCCCCUCCUGUCCCGAAAGAUGCCGCUGCUACAGCCUCACCGUGGAGUGCGGCUCCACCGGCCUGAAGGCCCCCCCCAGGAACAUCCCCGCCGCCACUCAGACCGUCUUCCUGCAGGACAACCUGAUCACGCAGAUCCGCCGGAUGGACCUGAGUCUGCUGAGACACCUGCACUACCUGUACCUGCAGAACAACACCAUCUCUGCUGUGGAGCCCGGCUCCUUCCAGGAUCAGGGUCAGCUGCUGGAGCUGGCGCUGAACGGAAACCACAUCCACCUGCUGACAGCAGACAUCUUCCAGGGUCUCCAUCACCUCCGCAUUCUCUACCUUUCAGGAAAUGAUAUCACACGCCUGCUUGACUAUACCUUCCGCGGUUUGCAGCGACUGCAGGAGCUCCACCUGCAGCACAACAGCAUUGAGGCAGUGGCAGACCAGGCCCUGGUUGGUCUGAGCUCUUUGGCUCUGCUGGACCUGAGCAGGAACAAUCUUCACACCAUGGGACCUGCAUCUCUGCGGCCUCUGGUGAGCCUGCAGGUGCUGCGCAUAACCGAAAACCCUUGGCGCUGUGACUGUGCCCUCCACUGGCUGAGGAGCUGGAUCGACCAGGAGGGCCAGAGGCUGCUCAGCUCUGCAGAACGCCGGUUGGUCUGCACUGACCCGCCGCGCCUCUCCCACCUCAGCCUGGUGGAGGUCCCGCUCAACAGCCUGGUGUGCAUCCCUCCUCUGGUGCAGCUGGAGCCCCGGAGGCUGGCGGUUCGUCUGGGGGAGAGCCUGCGGGUGUCCUGCCACGCCACCGGCUACCCUCGCCCACAGGUGACCUGGAGAAAAGCAUCCCAGGGUAAGGUUGUGCACUCCCCCAGAGGCCUGGUUCAGGAGCUGGGGCCUGCAGGAGUGCCAGAGGAGCCCUCAGAGGAAGGCAAAGUCAGCCUGCAGAAGAGCGGCGGCGAGCACUUUGACCCUGACACGGGUAGCGGCAUGCUGUUCCUCAGCAAUGUGACGGUGGCACACGCAGGCUUCUAUGAGUGUGAAGCCUGGAAUGCAGGAGGCAUGGCCAGGGUGACAUUUGAGCUCGCCAUCAACUCGUCCACAGCCUCCUCCUCCUCCUCAAUCUGGGCUUCCUGGUCUCAGGUGUCCUCGCCGUACUCCCCAGCCUGGCCCCGCCAGAGAGGUUACGGCCCGGCUUUGGGCUCCGACGUGAGCCGGGAGCCUCUGUACGCUCUGGGCAGCAUGGCCUUCAGUGCCCUGGGAGCCGCCACGCAGACCGCCAUCGCUGCGGGGAUCUCCCUGCUGGCUUUGACCGCCCUGCUGCUGGUCGCCAUGAUAUAUAGCCGCCACCAGCAGCGGGACAAAGACACCGAAGGCUCUGACAAGCAGGAGGACAGCAUCCUGUACGUGAACGACUACUCGGACGGCCCCACCACCUUCGCUCAGCUGGAGGAGUACCGGGACGAGCGGGGCCACGAGAUGUACGUCCUGAACAGGGCCAAACCCGUGCUGCCUCCCGCUCCGCCGGCAGCCGCCCCCGACCCGGCCUGCUCCGCGCCCUCCGACACCUCCAGCCACACCGCCUCAGUGGAGCCGGGCCCCACCUGCAGCCCCACCCUCGCCCCCAGCAAGCAGCUCCCUCCGGACAACGACAUUCGAACCAUGAGGAGGAUGGCAGGGGAAGGAGGAGAGGCGGAGCCUGUGCUGACGUCUGAGGCUGAGGGGAUGUUUCUGAACCACACGGGUCUGUUCAUGGAGUCCCAGAUUGCCUAUGAGAUCCACUGCUGAGGAUCUGAUCUGCUGUUAGAGCUCCAAGCUGUGAUGGUUUCUUCUGUGGACCUCAGCUGGGAUGAGUGUUUUCCUCUCUUCAAGACUCGCCCAGAGAGCCGUUUCUCCUCGCCACAGACUUAGCUGUGGCCUUUCAGGAUGGUGCAUCUGAAGCACGAGUGGAUCUUCAAGCACUCUCAGACAUCCUGAUCUGAACACUAGAUACGAUGGUGCCAGAACCUGCGUCUCCCGAGGGGAUGAGCAGGAAAAGUGGGACCUCUGGGACUUGAGCAUGAAGGUCUUGUUUUCAUUGGAUCCUGCAGUGAGGUCUGCUUUUCACCAAAGAACAUCUAGUUCAUGUCAUCUUUAUCAUGUCAGAGGCUCCCUUGUUGGGUUCUGAGACUGGUUCUAUUGGGGUCAGUUCAGUUUGAGGACAUCAGCAGUUUGAAAGCACCAUGAGGGGCUGCACGUUCUGCUGUUGGGCCUCCAUACUGGAUCAGCCGUGAUUAAUUCAUCUGCCCUGCAGCUGUCAUAAACUGUUACCAGAACAUUAGUUCCUCGAGUGUUGACCUCAUUUUAUUGGGGGGUGGGGGUGUAUAAGUUAAUGUGGUGUUCAGAUGGGACUUUUUUUCAUCAUUAAGGGGCAGGGCACCAGAUACCAUAAAGAUGGUUCAUUUAGUACAACUACUUCUAAAGAUGGACCAGCCCCUCCGCCUGCCUCGUACAGCUGACUCCGUAACCAUGGUAACUGUGAUGCUGUUGUUCCAGAAGCCUGUCAGCGCUUUGGUUUUUCCAGUGAAACGGUGUGCUCUGUUCUCAUUAAAGCAGAAAAUCAAGA